AUGCAAAGCCAAGAGCGUAACGCUGCAGCGCUGACCCAGCUCAUUGAGCUACAGCAGCGACCCCAACCAAAGGAGACGUAUCCACUGCAAUUCACCGGCAAGCAUGCUGACAACGCUGUGGAGUGGCUGGGCAAAUAUGACUACCUUUGCCAAUGCAAUCUCUGGCUCAGCGACGACCAGAAGCUCCGAUCUCUGGGCAAAUACCUGAAGGAUGCCGCCUGGACUUGGUACAACACUGCUGUGCUGCCGCUUAUUGACACUCUCAGUUGGACAGACUUCAAAACGUCCUUCCUUGACCGCUACGGCUUGACGGUCGACCAAGCCCUGCAGCGCGCUUUCACCAGAAACCAGAAGGAGCAUGAGGGCGUUACAUCCUUUGCAGAUGACAUCCAGCGACUUCUCCUUCAAGCUGGAACGGAGAUCCCUGACAGCCUGUAUAAGUUCGCCUUCACCAGAGGACUUCGCACCGACCUUGCUAGUGCGCUGGCCAUCACCAUGCCUAAGUCUUUCGAGGAUGCUCUGCGCAAUGCUCUGGAUCUGGAGGCUGCUUACAAAACCCUCCGGCCUGCGCACAAGGCGCCCGCCGCAUAUGAGGCGUUGGAGGUGCUUGUUGAGCUUGAGGCUCCUGCUACUGACGAGCCGUCUCAAGAGCGCAUUGAGGAGCCACAAGCCAACCACGUCAACUUCUUGCAAGCAAUGCUGCCUCCAAACGAGACUAAUACCUUCUACAGCGACAAUGAUGAUGAAGAUUUUCUCGAGUGGAACUGGGGCGCUACUAGCGAAGGCGCUGCACCACAAGCUAGUGCUUCAGCGCCGCGACCGCUUGCCAAUCUGUAUUCCAUGCAGCCGACCCUCAUCAGUCCAACCUGGCCUCAAUCCUACAAUUUCACGAGGCUACCAGUCUUCACGAUCGUGCCGCCUAUCCCUGCGCCGCUGCAUCCUGCCUUGUCUGGCCUGAGCCUGCCUGCACUUGAGGAUGCGCCGACCGCUUCCCUGCCGCCGCUCUUGGGGGGGGUCAUGUUGACCGCCAAAUUUCCGCCAGACCCAGGCAUACCCCAACACAGCCUCCUCGGGACACUUUGCCUCAGCCGCGAUGAUCCGCUGCAUCACUGCCGCAUCGAUGUGUCAGGGGUGGCCUCUGUGCCGUAUGAUUCCACCGCGCCGCCGCCGCCGCCGCCGCCGCCGCCGCCGCCGCCGCCGAUACCGCCGCUACCGGCAUCAGACCAUAGCGCGCCCUGGCGUCAGCUGUUCUUUUGUAUCAAGCUGAUCAGUCUCGAGGACGUGACUGGCUUUGGAGGGGGUAGGGAGGAGGAGGCAGGAGCGGAGCGCAAGGGGGGCCGGCGGGCGCGAGAGGAGCGCCGGAACCCCGGGCUUGGGGAAGAAGCAGGGGGAGGAGGGGCGGAUGUGGGAGGAGCCCGGGGGGGCGUAGCACGGCGGUUUGAGCGACGAGGGUCGAAGGGGACGGGUGGAGCGGCGCAAAGGGGGACGGCCAGCAGGAAGGGGGCCAGGGAGGUGGACGUCAGAAGGGGAAGGAAAACGGCGACGUUUGCACUGGAGAUGGAAAUUGUUGCGCACGCGGCAGGUGGCUUCAAUGAUGGAGAGGUGGAGGGAGACCUCGAGCUGGGAAAGGGCACGGGAGGGAUGAGGAAGGCCGCAACGGGCGAGAGCGGCAGCGUUGGGGAGGUCGCGGUGGCCUUCAGCAUCCUGGAAGAGGUAACAGGAGCCAAGCGGGCCUUGGCGAAUGGCGGUGGCGAUCAUGUGGACAGCAUCCCCAUGGCGGCGGCAUAUGACAUCUUGCAUGGAAGGGUGACGACAUCCGCCACACUGGUGGGCGAGGGAGCAGUGGUUGGCAUCGCAGAGGGGGCAAGCAUGUGGGCGGGACGGGUCAGCUGUGGCGGACCGCUUGCAGGGAACGGUGGGGGCAAAACGAAGACGGAGGGCGGUUUUAAUAUGGGAGAGGCGGAGGCGUUUGGCGCGGCCGGGAAGAUGGUGGUGCUAGAGUGGUUGGGUAUUGAGGCCAGAAAACGCCCCGGCCGUGAGAAGGGGAGGAGUGGUAGGGAUAUCGCGGAAGGCAAUGUGUAUGGCGGCAAGCUCAGCACGGAGGACCGUGUUGAGGGAGCGGUCAUGGUCAGCAAGGCGGAACAUCCAGCGACGGUCGCGUGCCGGGUGGAACACCGCAGCAGAGAGGGAAGUACCGACUUUGCUACCGGAGUGGACGGCGGGGUGGCGAAGGAGGCGGCGAAGGCCUGCUUGGGGCGGUAG
This is a messenger RNA of Coccomyxa subellipsoidea C-169, 2262 nucleotides long. RefSeq lists its product as hypothetical. The coding region runs from base 1 to 2262 and encodes 753 amino acids. The transcript has 8 exons. NCBI's taxonomy places the organism in Eukaryota, Viridiplantae, Chlorophyta, Trebouxiophyceae, Coccomyxaceae. The record is from RefSeq and is a predicted model, not a curated record.